AUCAGUACAAAUCCCAGGACAGAGACAGCAUUACGCAUCCUUGGUCAUCCAGUUCGCUGUUCAGAGGCUACGACUCAUCUAACCAGAAUAAAAUAACCGAUUUCUCCGGCCGCUCGGCACAGUAAACGUCACGCGGCUGACAGCAGUAUAUGAGAACGCGAUUAUCAAGAUCUUUCUCAUCAUGGCGACUUCCAACGACCAAUACAAGCGCGUUAUCCUUGUAACCGGGUCCAACGACGGGAUCGGCUACGAGCUCGUCAGGCUCCUAGCUGAGAAAGGCCACACCGUUUAUCUCGCUUCAAGGAAGGAAGCAUCUGGAAAAGCUGCACAAGCCAAAUUGAAAGACCAAGACGGCGUCAAUGUCAAAUUGGUCCAGCUCGAUGUUACGGAUGCUGUCUCGAUCCAAGCAGCGAAGGAUACCAUCGAGAAAGCAGAAGGAAGAUUAGAUACGCUCGUAAACAACGCGGGUAUGAGCUAUAUGACAGAACCCCAAGGAUCCCUCACUGUCUCACUCGACACGCUUCGGAAGACCUUCGAGCCCAACUUUUUUGGGCUAGUCCAGACUACUCAGGCAUUCGUCCCUCUCCUUCGGGCAGCGCCAAAGGGGUACGCUUGUAUUCUGAACGUCUCCAUGGCGCUGGCGUCGAACACGCGUCAAUCUGGUCCAGGACAAACAUUGCACUUUGCUGCUUAUAACUCAAGCAAGGCGGCGAUGAAUUCGUACUCAAUUGUAUUGGCGAAGGAUCUAGAGGCGGAGGGCAUCAAGGUUAACAUGGUGUGUCCAGGGUUUGUGACGACCAAGUUGAACGGAUAUCGGCCUGGAGGGAAGACUCCCCAGGACGGAGCGAAGUCGCUUGUGCCGUGGGCGCUGUUGGGUCCUGAGGAUGCGGGUAAGACUUGUUUGUUUCAGAAUGAGGACGGACCGCUUCCUUGGUAGUUUGUACCUAACGUAUAUCUGUCAGGUAUACAUAUGGCUUGGAUAUCAGGAGCCCUCAAUAUUCCGUUCCACAUGAGUGCACGACUGCAGUGCACCAUAUUUGCUUUCAAAACGUUCCCCGACUAAUUCUGCAAGGAUGCCAGCACCUGCUUAGGGAGAGAUCAUGUCGAAUUGCUUGCUGACGUUUUCUGAUAGUAAUG
Molecule: messenger RNA, 1137 nt
Organism: Desarmillaria tabescens
Lineage: Eukaryota; Fungi; Basidiomycota; Agaricomycetes; Agaricales; Physalacriaceae
Exons: 4
Coding region: 182-937 (251 amino acids)
Source: RefSeq, a predicted model, not a curated record